UAACAGAAAAAAAGUACAAAAAACAAAAAAAUUCGGAAGAAGAAGACAUUAAAUCACAUAACUGGCAGAAAACCAUUCUCAGUUGUUUGAGUAGAGGAAACUAAUAAGAAGAAUGAAGUUCCUGCAACACGCUUGGAGGUGUGGAUGGCUGGGUACUCGAAGGAUAACAAACCAAGUAAUGAUAAAGUUGCUGCGGUCAUGACACAAAUGAAGGAUCUUGGGGCGCAAUCCAAUGUUAUAGAUGAAGAAAUUAUCUCACAGGUUCUAGGGCCUGAGCGACCUAGUCGUGUUCGAACAUAUGGAUUGGGUCCUUCUCCGACUGAUGUCUUUGGAGGCAGAUACAGGCAAUCACAAGAACAAACUCGUAUCAUCCAAACGCAAGUCCAAGAGCAACUUAACCAAUAUAAAGCACAAAUGGAGAUUCAAAUGAAGGAGAUGAUGGAUGCUAUGCUUAAUCAACAAAAAGUACAAAUGGAGAUGCAAAGCACAAUCCAAGCUCAACAAGCACGAAUAGAGCAAUUGGAGUCUAAACAGGCCAUGGGUGGGCCUGUUGCACCAACUGCUACACAUGUGCAUUCACAACAACAAUCCCAUGCAUACACCUCCUCGUUUAAUUGCCAUUGUUCGUCCGAGGAAGAUUUGGUGAAUUAUGGAUAUGUUGAAAUUUUGAGUAAUGAGCGACAAGCUGAAGAAGUGAGCUUUUGGCACAUUAUGCAAGAAGAUUAUACUGGGAUAUGUUUAAGUGGGAUGUUUCUAAUAUAUGAAGGGGAGAAGAAACUGGAGAGCAAGAAUGUGGCAGUGGAGAAGUGGUGGAGAAGCCUACUAAAACCAUCCAAGAAGAGUUUUAUUAGGCAGUGCCAGAAGAACAUGAAAGAAGGGAACAUCAGGGGAGGAAAGAGGCGGCUAGAGGUGCGAUUAGGGAGGCUGUGGUGGCUAGUUCUAUAAUCCUUUUUAGUUUCACAAUUUUCAUGGGAUAAAGGCUUGUUUGAUGAUUGUUUUGAGUAUUUUUGUUGUAAUUGUUCUAGUGAACUUUGUUUUUAAUGUUUUGGGAUUCUGUUUUUGAAAACCUGGAUUGUAUUUUGUGUAUGAAAUGUGCAAUUAGUUAAA
Molecule: messenger RNA, 1107 nt
Organism: Camellia sinensis
Lineage: Eukaryota; Viridiplantae; Streptophyta; Magnoliopsida; Ericales; Theaceae
Source: RefSeq, a predicted model, not a curated record